AAACCUCCUUAAAUUUCAGGCAUCGCGCAAAUUUGCAAAAGUCUUCAGCAUCACCGUUUGGAUCGCUUGUGCACUUUCUAUCAUCAAAUAUCUGCUUGCACUCAUUUUGAUAGCUACUCACCGUGAGGAUAUCAUUGAGUCUUGUGAAGCGACUGGAUUCGUCUCCAUGACCCACCCUGAAUCGAGCAUUACCGCAACUUUCAACAGCAGCCCUUAUUACCACCCUGUCAGUUACCCAGGAACACUCAAUGCUGGCAGCAUGUCAUACGACCAAUGCUCAGAAGCCAUCAAAGUCAUGCUGAUUACAUUUGGUGUUGUUGUCUUCGUCAUCCAAAUCGUACAAGUAAGUUGUGUGUGGUGAUCUAUCGUAUAUUUCGGUGUGAUCCUUAUUUCCCUUCCCCCUUCUCUUCCCAAAUCUAGAUAUACUUUGCUUCUGUCGUUUCAGCCUAUGCUUCCAGGUUGCGUAAUGGUGCUCGCCAUCAUCGACUACACGAUCAGCAGAUCAAAGAUUUUGAAGAAUCUCGUUACCAAAUGGCCACUGUGUAUUAGAAAUGGAUACUGAUCAAAUAAGAACUUGGCACUUAAAUAACGCUGAGCAGAGAAUAUUUUGAAGUUCAUUCGAAACCUCCAU
Molecule: messenger RNA, 631 nt
Organism: Umbelopsis ramanniana AG
Lineage: Eukaryota; Fungi; Mucoromycota; Umbelopsidomycetes; Umbelopsidales; Umbelopsidaceae
Exons: 1
Coding region: 167-361 (64 amino acids)
Source: RefSeq, a predicted model, not a curated record